GCGUGGGGCAGCCCCGGCUCUCAGGACCCGGUUGUUAGGAGCCGAGGCAAGAUGGCGGACGUGCUGAGCGUACUGCGUCAAUACAACAUCCAGAAGAAGGAGAUUGUGGUGAAAGGGGACGAGGUCAUUUUCGGGGAGUUUUCUUGGCCGAAGAAUGUGAAGACGAAUUAUGUGAUCUGGGGGACGGGGAAGGAAGGUCAGCCGAGGGAGUAUUAUACUUUGGAUUCCAUAUUAUUUCUGCUUAACAAUGUGCACCUUUCCCAUCCUGUGUAUGUGCGGCGUGCUGCAACAGAGAAUAUUCCUGUUGUUCGAAGACCAGACAGAAAAGACCUACUUAGCUACCUAAAUGGUGAAACGUCAACAUCUGCAAGUAUAGACAGAAGUGCCCCUCUAGAAAUUGGUUUGCAACGAUCAACGCAAGUAAAAAGAGCAGCUGAAGAAAUAUCAUCAGAACUCAAGAAACCCAGGAUAGAGGAUGAAGAACGUGUGCGACUUGACAAAGAGCGUUUGGCAGCUCGAUUGGAAGGCCAUAAAGAGGGCAUUGUACAGACAGAGCAGAUUAGGUCAUUGUCGGAGGCGAUGUCUGUGGAAAAGAUUGCUGCUAUUAAAGCUAAGAUUAUGGCAAAAAAACGAUCCACUAUCAAGACAGACCUGGAUGAUGACAUUGCAGCUUUGAAGCAAAGAAGUUUUGUAGACUCUGAAGUAGAUGUAACCAGAGAUAUUGUCAGCAGAGAGAGAGUAUGGCGAACGAGAACUACCAUUCUCCAAAGUACUGGCAAAAACUUUUCCAAGAACAUAUUUGCAAUUUUACAAUCGGUAAAAGCUAGGGAAGAAGGACGAGCACCGGAACAGAGACCCCCACAAAACGUAAUACAACCGGACCCAGCACUGCGAAAUAAACAGCCUAUUCCAGCAGCAUACAACAGAUAUGAUCAGGAAAGAUUUGCAAAGAAAGAAGAAACGGAAGGUUUCAAGAUUGAUACAAUGGGCACCUACCAUGGUAUGACACUGAAGUCUGUGACGGAAGGUGCUUCUGCCAGAAAGGCUCAAACCCCUGCUGUUCAACCUGUUCCAAGACCAGUUUCACAGGCAAGGCCACCACCAAAUCAAAAGAAGGGUUCUCGGACUCCUAUCAUUAUUAUUCCAGCAGCUACCACUUCUUUAAUUACCAUGCUGAAUGCAAAAGAUCUCUUGCAGGACUUAAAGUUUUUCCCAUCUGAUGAGAAGAAAAAGCAAGGAUGUCAACGGGAAAAUGAAAUCCUGAUCCAACGGCGAAAGGACCAGUUACAACCAGGAGGAACUGCCAUCAGCGUAACAGUGCCUUAUCGAGUGAUAGACCAACCUCUUAAACUUUUGCCGCAAGACUGGGAUCGUGUUGUGGCAGUUUUUGUGCAAGGAGCUGCAUGGCAGUUCAAAGGAUGGCCAUGGUUAUUGCCUGAUGGAUCACCUGUGGAUAUUUUCGCAAAAAUCAAGGCAUUCCAUCUCAAGUAUGAUGAAAUGCGUCUGGAUCCAAAUGUUCAGAAGUGGGAUGUGACGGUGCUGGAAUUGAGCCACCACAAGCGCCAUCUUGACAGAGCUGUUUUGCUGCGCUUCUGGGAGACUUUGGACAGGUACCUGGUGAAGCACAAAUCCCAUUUGAGAUUCUAAGUUGUCUGAAGCUCUGUGGUUGCUGCCAUUCAUUUCUGAGAGAUUGGAGGAAAUCUACAAGAGACACAUAUAUCUUGGGACUAAACUAUUUCAUUGGCGUGUCUGCGUUUGUCAAAAGCAGUGACAGUAUAUUAUGGGUCAACCUGACAUGUCUUGUACGGGAUACUUAUUGGAAAAUUUUUAUUACAUUGGGGAAUUGAUGUCUGCAACAAUUAGACAUAAACAAUUGUGCUUAUACUACCAGUUUUCCAAUGGUAGAUUGACUUCUAGUCUGCAAACUCAAAUUUGUAUUUUAUUCUAUAGUGAGUGUUUAUAUUUCAUUUUUAUUUUUCAGGCAGCAUUAUUUUUUAAUUUUACUCCAUCCAUUUUCUUUUCCAACUUUCAUUUUAUGGACAAUUGUUUAGUGUAAGCUGCAAAUUGUAUAUCAUCACUGCUGUGGGGUGGGGAUUUCUUCAAACAGUUCUCAGGUAGAAUAAGUGGUAAAACAGCCAUAGAUGACAUAGGUGACUGAUUCCUUUUUUGUUUUUGUAAAAUAUUAUUCCAAAAUUUUACAUGUAAGUACAGUUGCCUUGAGCUGUAAUGGGGCUUGAACAAUCACUUGGUUAUUGUCAAGAAUUUAGGCAAUGCAAGGAAAAAAAAUAAAAAGUCCAUUAUUCCUAUUAUGAAAAAAUUAAUUGGAAGCCCUGAGCUUUAGAGCAUUGACUGAAAGGUAGGUAAUAAUGGCUUGUAACUUUGAAACCUAUCAUAUGUACUUGGCUUUCUAAGCACGAAUGUGAAAAGCUGAUAGCGUACUUUCAAGUUCUGUAACACAAACUUCUUAAAAGUCCAUCUAGUACCGAAAUAGAAAUGAUUAAGAAUCCAGUUGUGCUGCUUGCUGACAUGAGAUAAAUAUAUUACGUAAAGUACCCUUUUGUUGCUGUUUUCAUUACACUUCCAUUAGUUUGCUGAAAGAGUUCACAUUUAUUUCAUUCUUCUUUAGGGAAAAAAGGAAGGGUUUUUUUUUGAGGGCUCAAUCAUCAUUCAUUCAGCCUCAAAUGCAAGCAGUACCAGUAAAACAUAUAUAGAGCUGACGGCAGUGAGCAUUUUUAAAAUUAAUGUCUAGGAUAGCGCUUUCAAAAUUUAAUAUAGCAAAGUUUGGCUCAUUGUGAUACAUAGCAGGAGUCACACUGAUGCAAUGUAUUUAUUUAAAUAGUGAUCAUAAAUAAUAAAUAAAAACUGAUAUAGCAAGCUGAUAGUUGAGCUGGACAAUUACAUAAGGGGAAAUGUAAGUGCUUUAAAGUGAUGCCCACCACAGCAUGGGAUAGUGCCAAAAUGAACAACUCAGUCUAUUUUCCUAAUGUGAAAUUCAGUAUCUUAAGAUAAAAAAAAACUUGAGCACAGCAUCUGAUUUAGCAAAAAAUAUCUAUUCGAAGCUGUUUGUAAUGGCCCGGGGGUAAAAUAAUUUACCUCCCUCAUGCCACACCUAGGCUUACUUUAUGCUGUUAUCUGGUUUGAACUGGAAAGUAGUGUUGUACAUUCUACGAUGUGUUCUGCAGCAAGCAGAGAUCCUGCCGUUUAGGUGGUUGAAACCCAGUCAGAUAGAUGGAUUUUUAGUUUUAACUGCUGGGUUGGAUAACCAGAAAUAGAGUGGCAAUGACACUGAUGCUCGAAAAAAAAAAAUCACAGUUGAAAUAGGAUAAAUGAUAUUUAUUUAUUGAGUGCUAUGCUCUAAAACUUAAGACUAUCUUUGUGUUGAGUAAGUGUAACAGUAUCCAAGGUCAAAUGUCAGUCGUGACAGAGUUGGAGAACAAUGAAUAAUUGUUGUAUCAAUGAUGCUUUCUUUUCAGUGAAGCUUGUAUAAACUGAAUAUUACACUUCUCUUAUUGACCGAAAAAUAGACAAGAACAAAUCCUGCCUACGUAGGUGGAAGGAAAAAUCCAAUUCAUAUCCGAACUAUUCUAUUUUCAAAAAUAGUGUAAAAUCAAACAUUAAAAUUGUCCAUUUAAAUUGGAAUUUGAUAGCGGCUAUAAUGUUGCAAGGUAAAAGCAAAACGAAUUAAUAACAGAGUUGAAUGACUAUGUUCAUUUCAUCAUUAAAUUACCUAUUGUGUUGCCUUCGAUGUAGCCACAGUGAAUAACCCGUUGUCAUUUGGGUGAGCAAUUGUACAAGCUUCAUGAGAAAACAGAUGCCAGAACAGCUUGUGUAAAAUUGCUGACCGAGAGUGGUGGGCUUGGAAAGAAAAUUCACAGCAAUAUUGGGAAGAUGUAACUGUUCUGCACCACCCUGAAGAAUAAAUAGGUUGCAUGCUUCCUGGCAUCACUAUUUGUGAAUAAUUUUCAGUGUCUCACCAGCCUCAAUUUGCUAAUUCACUUUAUAUUUCAUGAUAAAAUUUACUGGUACAUAAUGCAAUGUUCAGUCUACAAUUUCACAAUUAAAAACAACAAUUUCAUCACACACUUGCUCAAAGCGAUUUGACAUCAACAUUACUUCCACAUUGUAAGAGAACCGACUGAAAGUAACAUACUACACCUCAAAGCACACAUCAUAUGAAUUGAAGUUAAUCUAAAUCUUCAUUCCUAUCAUCAUUAUUCAUUGUACCAUCUAAACCUAUGUUGUUGCUGUUUAUCCAGCAAAAAAAAAAGGUUGAUGUCUGCCUUUCUGCAAAGUGUCUGCCAAAAAAAAUGAGAUCGUUGUGUGUGUGUUCAUUAUUUAAUGUAGCUGCUGUAAUGGUUUAGUGAAAUUAAGCUCUUUGGAUCUUAUUGCUAUUAAUGUCAACAAUAUUAAUCUGUUUGCUUUCAACUGUCUCGCACAAUAAUUCAAGUAAUGUGAAGUCAUGGGCUGUAACAUCAGGCAGUGAGGUGAGCUGCUUCUGCUUGGUGGCACAUUGUCUCCUUUUCCCAGUUUUUAAAUUCAAAAAAUUUGUAUAUUUUUUUGCUUUAUUUUGUAGUGAGAGAUAUACAGCAAAAGGCUCUAUUUUCACAAGUAGGGUUUUUUGUACCAAAUGUUACACGUAGGAAACAAACUGUAGCUUUCACAGAAAUGCAUAAAAUUGCAAUAUGUUAAUGCUUUUGUGCAGAUUUCUAAAAUGCCACCCAUUGUAAAAGACUUAUCAGUUAGUUUAUAGUUAGAUCUGUAAUAAGGUCACAUUUGUGCUAUUAUGGUUUAACACAAAUGGAGCUAGAAGCACAAAUUAAAAAUGACCAAAAAUGGAAUAAACUAAAAUACACAUGCACCCUUUGGGAAGGGGAGGUUUUAAAAGAAAUUGGUUUUUAUUAUAUGACAAAUAAAAUGAUGUAAAAUUUAAA
This is a messenger RNA of Carcharodon carcharias (great white shark), 4931 nucleotides long. It is a transcript of the gene cdc73, whose product is annotated as cell division cycle 73, Paf1/RNA polymerase II complex component, homolog (S. cerevisiae). The record is from RefSeq and is a predicted model, not a curated record. Bases 52 to 1647 code for a protein of 531 amino acids. Gene Ontology annotation, biological process: transcription elongation by RNA polymerase II; positive regulation of transcription elongation by RNA polymerase II. The transcript is spliced from 17 exons. Gene Ontology annotation, molecular function: RNA polymerase II complex binding. Gene Ontology annotation, cellular component: Cdc73/Paf1 complex. NCBI's taxonomy places the organism in Eukaryota, Metazoa, Chordata, Chondrichthyes, Lamniformes, Lamnidae.